This is a messenger RNA of Onychostruthus taczanowskii (white-rumped snowfinch), 3560 nucleotides long. RefSeq names its product thaicobrin-like. The record is from RefSeq and is a predicted model, not a curated record. Bases 1092 to 1685 code for a protein of 197 amino acids. Lineage: Eukaryota; Metazoa; Chordata; Aves; Passeriformes; Passeridae. Gene Ontology annotation, molecular function: protein binding. The transcript is spliced from 3 exons.
GCUGCGUGUCCCGGACGACUCCACGUGCCAAGGGAAGGAUGUGAGCACUAAAGCCAAGUGGGGUGAAAGGAUUUGGGGAGGACAAGGUGUCAGACAUGCCAAAAGAGUGUAAAAGGAACUGGUCAUGGGUAAAGUGCAAUCCGUCAUGGGUAAAGUGAGCUUGGCCAAGGCAGGGUUCAGGCAGGCAGAGGGUUCAUGUGGGUGUCUGCAAAGCCACCUGGCAGCAGCUGCCUUGCACCCUGCUUUAUUUGUGCUCAGCUGGUGCCUUCCAGAGAGAUGUGACAAAGCAGAGUGGCAUGCCUUGCGUUCCCUGUGACUGGGAAUAAGGCCGUCAUCCCUCGACACAGGAAGAGCUGCCCGGAGAACAGAGAGGUGGGAUGCAAAGCCCGGCACGUGCUGUUCCGCAUUUACCAGAUGAGCAAUCGAGGUGGCACGUGCCCUGCACACAUCUCCACCAUGAGCCAUCAGCAGGACAGAACUGGGCAGACAGAAGGGCAGGAGCCAGAGCUCCCCCUUUCCCAGAAUGCAGCUUGGACGCCCAGAGCACGGCCACUGCUCUGUGGCUGGUGUCCCCAGGUGCCAUCCCAAGGGGCUGGAGGUGCCUGUGGGGCCAUGGCCCAAGAGGGCUCUGAGCAUCCUGCACAGGCAGAUACAGACUCCUCCAGCACUCAAGGGCUCUUAUCACCCACCUGCAGCUGGGCCGAGGGAGGGGAGAUGCAGCAGACCCUGUGAUGUAAACAAGGACUGGACACUGUAGGAACAGGAGGAAAUGACAAAUUCAGGUGUUGGAUGAGGUCCCACAAGGGCUGGCAGCUUCAGGGCAUGGGAGGUCAUUGCCCAGAUGAUGGGAGGGGGAAGCUUGGUGGGGUGGUACCCAGACAGACUCCCAGGUCUGCUCUCCAGCCCCUCUGGACUGUGCCCUGCUCACUCAAACAAGCUGGAAGUGCUGGGCAAGCUCAGCCCAGCCAUGAGUGGAUGAGGGGAUCAGAGAAGUGGGAAGCAGACUGAAGACCUUCAAACCAUCUUUCCUGGAACCAACCUGCAGGCUGAGCAGUGAAUCCUGUCUCCCCUCCUGUUGACUGACUGUGGACAUGCUGGCAUCCAGGAUGCAGACAGCAGACAGUGAGACCCUGAUUGGUGAGGUGGAGGAGAUGAGUGGAAGAGCUGACGUGACUCUGGACCCAGACACCGCCAACCCUUUCCUCAUUCUGGCCAGUGACCAGCGAGGGGUGGGACGGGGGGACGAGUGGACCCUGCUGCCCAACAACCCCGAGCGGUUUGACACGGAACCGUGUGUGCUGGGCAGCCAGGGCUUCGCUGCGGGGAGACACUGCUGGGAGGUGGAGGUGGCCGAGGCAGGGGACUGGUGGGCAGUGGGAGUGGCCCAGGAGUCUGUCAGGAGGAAGGGGGUCCUCAGUUUUACGCCCCAGGAGGGGAUCUGGGCCGUGGGGCAGUGGUUUGGACAGUACCAUGCUUUCAGUGAUCCUGAGUGGACCCCACUUCACCUUACCUGCCUCCCCAGGGCCAUCCAGGUCUGCCUGGAUUUCAUAGACAAGCAGGUGACUUUUGCUGAUGCUGAGAGUGAAGCCCCAAUCUUUGCUUUCUGCCUGGCCUCGUGUGCUGGGGAGAGGCUGCGCCCGUGGCUCUGGGUGGGGAUGGACUCGUGGCUCAAGCUGUGCCCCUGACAGGGAGGGAACACGGGGGACAGGGAAGAGACUGGAAAGGUGAACGCCAUCACUUGGGUCUUGGUGCUGGGAACUGGGAGGGUCCUGCAUCCUGCUGGCUUCUCCUCAUGUGGAUCCUCUGGCCACCAAGGAGAGGACUAGCAGGUCAUGGAAGUGGAUACCACAACAGAGCCUCCUUCAUCCCCCCACCCCUCAGCUGGGACUGCAGGGACAAUAGGGAGCACAAAGGCUGGGUGCAGGGAGGAGCUUUGUGCCCGGUGGUGCCAUGGCAGGGACCAUCACUGAGUGCCAGGGCACUGCAGAGCUGCUCUGUACGAGGCCAUGGAAAAUAUAGCAGGGUCCAGCUCCUCCAAGGGUGCUGGCAUAGUGCCUCUGGCUUUUUUCAAUUAAGUUAAAAAACUCCAAACAUAGCUGGAUACUCAUGAUAACAAUUAUCUUCCCCACACAUCCAGAGCCUGUCCUUGCCUGAUGUGCACUAAGCACAUUUCUUGCAGCAGCAGAGCACUGGUAGCAGUGCAGGGGCAGCAGUAGGGGCAGCCCAGGAAGGAAAGCACAAUGCUGAGCUGUGUCUGAAAUCCACAGGAGAGGCAGGAAUCCACAAGAAUGGCCACACAUCUGCCAUUCUCUGAUAUCGCCCCAUCAAGGUCCCACCUCACAGGAUCCUGCUAAAUCGUGUCCUUAGGAGAGGAGAAAGUGGAUGUAGGUGAAGGGGGACAUUGCCUGGGUACAGGCUAGAUUUCAUCUCUGAACACUUUUCUGGUUGGACCUUCUUUACUGCCACUUCACUUGUCAUCGUUGUGGUGGCAUCUGGUCACAGGCAGCACCAUUGCUCUCGCUGCUCCACUCUGGGAGCUGCAGAGUUGCAGCACAGGGUCAAGCCCAGGUAUUGCCCCCCGAGCUCUGCCCUAAGCCUCUUCCACCGUGGUAGCAUCAAGACUGGGGAAACUCUGGGUUCUCUGCUCCCAGUGAGGCACUUCCUACUCUCCAUGGGCAGGAGCCUCUGAAACUGUCCUAGUUUUGCUUGGGAUAGAGUUAACUUUCCUCUCAGUGGUCAGCACAGUGCUGGGUUUGGGAUUUAGGGUGAGAGUAAUAUUGAUAGCAACAACCAAACCAUCAGUCACAUGAUGUUUACCCUGCCUUUUCAGUCUCUCAUGCUCUGCCAGCGAGGAGUUGCACAAGAAGCUGGGAGGGAAACACAGCCAGGACAGCUGAGCCAAACUGGCCAGAGAUAUUCCACAAGAUAAAACAUCCUGCCCAGUGUGUAAACUGGGGGAGCUGCUGGUGAGGGGCUGAUGGCUGCUGGGAGACAGGCUGGGCACAGAUCAGCAGGUGCUGAGCACCUAUAGGGGCAUCACUUGUUCCACUUGGGGUUUAUAUUUUUUCAUUACAAUUAUUAUUAUCAUUGGUAUUAUUACAUAUUACUUUAUCACAAUUAUUAAGCUGGUUUUACCUCAAAUCAAAAGUUUCUUUCCCCCCAUCCCCCUUGGAGGAUGACUGAGUGGCUGUGUGGUGUUUAGUUGUCAGCUGGGGUUACACCAUGACAGAGGUUCACAGCAGAAGGUUGGUGUAUGGAGUUGGCAGAUUGUUAGUUCUGUAUUUUUGUCCUUUGUCAUGCAAAACAUCCCAAAAGAGUUGUGCUGUGCAUUUAGGGGCACCUACCUCAAUCAAGAAGAAGAAAUUCCUUUCUGAAAGCCACCUUAGUCCCUCAGACUGGAGAAAAGUUGGGUUUUUUCAACAGACUGGUGUCUGGGAACUUCACUGGAAUUUUGUGGUUUGGAGGGAGUAAAUAUUUUGCUCUGGUUUCCUUUUUGAUGUGUCCCCCAAAAAUUAAAUUUUAAAAAAUCAGCUCUGUGGGAGCUGAGUUGCAUAACUGCA